ACAGUUUCCCACCCUCCUAUCGGGCCAGCUGAUAUAGCACUGCAAUUGCAAGGUUCUCUGUUUCAAUUCCACGGCUCUUCACGAUGACUUCGGGAACCAACUUCCACGGCAAGAUAGCCAUGGUCACAGGAGGAGGCAGCGGCAUAGGCCGAGCAGUGUGCCGGAUCCUCGCCCGCGAUGGCGCCAGAGUGAGUGUGUGUGACGCCAAUCUGCCGUCUGCUUCAGAGACCGUAGUCUCUCUUGAACCCCCAGGAGCCCAUGUUGCCUUACGCAUGGACGUGACUGACAAGGACUCUGUACGCGCGGCGCUCAGUGCCACUCAGGAGAAGCUCAAAGGCACUCCGACCUUGCUAGUUAACAGUGCCGGCAUCGUUCAACGUUCUUGCUUCCUGGAGAUGGCAGAAGAAACGUUUAUGGAGCUCGUCCACGUUAAUCUUAAGGGUACGUUCCUCGUCAGCCAAGCAGUCUGCAACGCCAUGCUAGACCGCGAUGUGGCAAAAGAAGGGGCUGUGGUGAACAUAGCAAGUCUGGCAGGAAAAAAUGGCCUGGCUAUGAAGUCGGGGUAUGCGGCCACCAAAGGAGCUGUCAUGGCCUUCACGAAGUCGUGUGCCAAGGAACUCGCGAAGACAGGUAUUAGGGUGAACUGCGUGCUGCCCGGUGCCAUCAGAACGCCUAUGCUAGCUCUUAGUCCUGAGGACCGUGUGAAGGAGGGGCUGAAGGCAAAUCCCCUAGGACGUGCUGGGGAACCGGAGGAGGUUGCUGAGGUCAUCGCGUUUCUUCUCUCGGGAAAAAGCAGUUACAUGUUAGGCACUGAUGUCGAAGUGACGGGAGGCCACGGUUUUUGAUUAUCUAUAUUUCUUCUUUUUCUCCUUUUCUUCUUCUUCUUUUCUAUUCGCUUUCUUAAAUUUCUUCUUUAUCCUCUCCUUUUACGUGUGUAUUUUCCUGACUUUUUCUUUUUAAUUCGGAAGGUGAAGGCUUUUCCUCCAUCAAUCUAUGCCCCGUAUUCUGAAAUUUGUAUAUUUCAAACUUUUUCUUACUGUAUGUUGCAAAAUAUGAAGAAAUACAUUAAUCAAAGCCGA
Messenger RNA from Penaeus vannamei (Pacific white shrimp), 1079 nucleotides. Its product is annotated as (3R)-3-hydroxyacyl-CoA dehydrogenase. Gene Ontology annotation, molecular function: oxidoreductase activity, acting on the CH-OH group of donors, NAD or NADP as acceptor. The record is from RefSeq and is a predicted model, not a curated record. NCBI's taxonomy places the organism in Eukaryota, Metazoa, Arthropoda, Malacostraca, Decapoda, Penaeidae.